Cuscuta campestris is the source of this 1784-nucleotide messenger RNA. Lineage: Eukaryota; Viridiplantae; Streptophyta; Magnoliopsida; Solanales; Convolvulaceae. The record is from the annotation of a GenBank genome assembly.
CGAGGUCUAGAGAGAGGGAGAGAGAGAGAGAGAAACACAGAAGGAUCGGAAGCAACUGUGUAGAGGGCAGACAGAGAGGGAGAUGGGCACCCUACAAACAUGGAGGAAGGCCUACGGUGCUCUCAAAGAUCACACCAAAGUAGGCCUUGCCCAUGUCAAUAGCGAUUUCAAGGAUGUGGACGUGGCCAUCGUUAAGGCUACGAAUCAUGUUGAGUGCCCGCCCAAAGAUAGACAAAUUAGAAAAAUUAUAGUUUAUACAUCAGCAAUGCGGCCCAGGGCUGAUGUUGCAUACUGCUUGCAUGCGCUUGCUAGGAGAUUAGCAAAGACACAUAACUGGACGGUGGCACUAAAAACACUCAUUGUAAUCCAUAGAACAUUGAGGGAAGGUGAUCCUACUUUUCGCGAGGAGCUUUUGAAUUUUCAGCAGAGAGGCCGCGUUCUUCAAAUGUCUAAUUUUAAGGAUGACUCAAGCCCUAUUGCUUGGGAUUGCUCUGCAUGGGUACGCACAUAUGCUCUCUUUUUGGAAGAACGGCUUGAAUGCUUCAGGGUUCUAAAGUAUGAUAUUGAAGCGGAGAGACUUCCAAGACCUGCUCAGGGCCAAGAGAAGGGUUACAGCAGAACUAGAGAAUUGAAUAGUGAAGUGCUCCUAGAGCAAUUGCCCGCUUUGCAGCAGCUGCUGUAUCGCCUCAUCGGAUGCCGGCCUCCACAGUCGUUCCUAGUGACAAUGGAAGAGUAUAUAAGGGAAGCUCCACGGAUAGUAUCGGUUCCCAGAGACACAACGGAAAACCCGGAGAGACUUAUGCUGGCAUAUAAACAAGAAGAUGAGCCGUCACCCUCUGAAGAACACAAAGAAUUGGCUGAUGAACUUCCAACCGGCCCCCCGCUAGCUGAGGGUGUUGCAGUUUUGAUCACUGAAACUCCUGCCUCUGUGCCUCUUCCUCGUGGAAAUGAAACUGAUGAUCUACUUGGAUUGAAUACCCCCGCAACAGAUGUAUCUGCGAUUGAAGAAAGUAAUGCUUUGGCUUUGGCCAUAGUUCCAUCUGGAACAUCCCCUUUUGACUUGGAAGCAGCACAUCCUAAAGAUUUUGAUCCUACAGGAUGGGAACUUACCUUAGUCACUGCUCCCAGCAGCAACUUGUCCACUGCUCAGGAGAGGCAACUGGCUGGUGGUUUGGAUUCACUCACCCUAAAUAGUUUGUAUGAUGAGGGGGCUUUCAGAGCAUCACAGCAACCUGUGUAUGGAGCUCCUGCUCCCAACCCAUUUGAAGUAGCUGAUCCGUUUGCUAUGUCUAACACCACCAUGGCUGCCCCUCCAUCUGUAGUUCCAACAGCGGGUGCAAUGCCAAAUCCUUUUGGUGGUCCUUUCCAACCAGCGGUGUACCCACAGGGCAUCCAACCACCUCAAAAUGUACUGAUGGGCGGGCAACAUAAUCCGUUCGGUGAUGCUGGGUUUGGUGGGUUCCCUUCCACAAGUCAAGCCGCUCACCAACAGAAUGCCAACCCAUUCGGGAGCACUAGCCUGCUGUGACAAGAGUGAGAGCGCGAGAACAUAUGAAAGGUGAAAUUUGCAUAGGAAUUAUUUGGGAUACAUUUUGGGUAAACGAGUGGCAUGGCUUGAUGUGUAGGACUGGUUCUCAGACUCACAAAUGUGUUGGAAUGUAAAAUGCAUACUCCCUCCGUCCCCCUAUAUUUGUCCACAUUUGACUUUUGGAACUGUUCAUCUAAGCACUUUGACUCAUCAAAUUUUCUCAAUGUGUAAGUCUAAAUAUAGUCAUGUGUGAUCU